Arachis ipaensis is the source of this 810-nucleotide messenger RNA. The record is from RefSeq and is a predicted model, not a curated record. Lineage: Eukaryota; Viridiplantae; Streptophyta; Magnoliopsida; Fabales; Fabaceae.
AUGGUUGAGAGCUUUGGUUUAGAGAAUAAUGAUUGGAUUGGAAAAACAUAUGAAAAGAGGGCGUAUUGGGCGAAUGCCUAUCUGUGUGAUAAGUUUUGUGCUGGAGUGAGAACAACAUCGAGAUGUGAGGGAAUCAAUUCAUCCCUCAAGAAGUUUAUUAGAUCUGAAAAUUGUCUUCUUGAGCUCUUGGAUAACCUGGAUUAUGUGGCGAAGGAUUAUUGGAAUAACGAGUUCAUGGCCGACUUCAAAUGCUUAUAUUUGGAACCGGUGAUGACAACAGGGUUGGAAAGUAUUGAGAAGGCUGUAAGCAAGGUUUACAUGCGGGAGAUAUUCUUUGAGGUUAAGAAAAAAAUAGAGUGGUGUAAAGAUGCAAAGUCUUUGGUGUCAGUUGGUGUGGUUCCAGUGGCUAAUACGGAAAAGGCAUUUCAAGUACGUUAUGGGUCCUUGUGGAGUGCAUGUAUGUCUAUGUUCUUUUUAGCUGCCCAGAAUGGAAACAUGUAUGAGAAUGUUCUUUCUCAAGUGGAAAAACUGACGAAGAAAAUUGAGCCAGCGGGCCCGCAAGGUGGAAGGAACAGAUUUGGCAGAGAAGGCGAUGACCAUGUCAACAUGCUGGAUCCAACUAUUAUAAAGUCGAAUGGUGCUCCCAGGGGCAGCAUGAACGUAAAGAUGGGGAGGCGAUGUAGAAGGUGCCAUGGGCUUGGGCACGACCAUAGAAAUUGUACCGCGAGGAACAAACAACCGGAUGAUGAGGGAGCAGAAACUAUUAACAGGCAGUCUCAAACUUCUUGUAAAAGGGUUCGGCGAGGUUAG